This is a messenger RNA of Syngnathus acus (greater pipefish), 1493 nucleotides long. RefSeq names its product serine/threonine-protein phosphatase 4 catalytic subunit B. The transcript is spliced from 9 exons. Gene Ontology annotation, biological process: peptidyl-serine dephosphorylation; double-strand break repair via homologous recombination. Lineage: Eukaryota; Metazoa; Chordata; Actinopteri; Syngnathiformes; Syngnathidae. Bases 176 to 1111 code for a protein of 311 amino acids. Gene Ontology annotation, molecular function: protein serine/threonine phosphatase activity. Gene Ontology annotation, cellular component: cytoplasm; nucleus. The record is from RefSeq and is a predicted model, not a curated record.
CCAAAAUGUCAAAACAGAAGAGCGUCAACCGGCAGUGACGACGCAGCGACGGGAGAGCGAGAGGCCGGUAAAGGAAGAAAACUAACUCCAAAUUAUAAAGUAUACUGGAGCUUGUUUUCCCACCUUAUAUCCAUUCUAAGAGUGUGUGAAGAACAGUGUGUGACCAGCUUUCCCUAUGUGUGUGACAAUGGGAGAUAUCAGCGACUUGGACCGACAGAUUGAACAGCUCAGACGGUGUGAACUUAUUAAGGAAAACGAAGUGAAAGCCCUUUGUGCUAAAGCCAGAGAGAUUCUGGUUGAAGAAAGCAAUGUCCAAAGAGUGGACUCUCCUGUAACAGUCUGCGGUGAUAUACACGGUCAAUUCUAUGACUUGAAGGAGCUUUUUAGGGUUGGUGGAGAUGUUCCGGAGACAAAUUACCUCUUCAUGGGAGACUUUGUAGACCGAGGCUUUUACAGUGUGGAAACAUUCCUUCUUCUUCUAGCUCUUAAGGUGCGUUACCCAGACAGGAUAACUUUGAUUCGGGGAAACCAUGAGUCUCGACAAAUCACCCAAGUCUACGGUUUUUAUGAUGAGUGCCUCAGAAAAUAUGGCUCUGUCACAGUCUGGAGAUACUGCACUGAAAUUUUUGACUACCUUUCCCUCUCCGCUAUCAUUGACGGCAAGAUAUUUUGUGUGCAUGGUGGCUUAUCGCCGUCCAUCCAGACAUUGGAUCAGAUCCGGACCAUUGACAGAAAACAGGAAGUGCCUCAUGACGGGCCCAUGUGUGACCUCCUUUGGUCAGACCCAGAAGACACGACUGGAUGGGGGGUGAGUCCCAGAGGUGCUGGCUACCUGUUUGGUAGUGAUGUCGUGGCCCAGUUCAAUGCUGCCAAUGACAUUCACAUGAUUUGCAGAGCACAUCAACUGGUCAUGGAAGGCUAUAAGUGGCACUUUAACGAAACAGUGCUCACUGUGUGGUCUGCACCAAACUACUGCUACAGAUGUGGCAACGUGGCUGCCAUUUUGGAGCUGGAUGAACAUUUACAACGAGAGUUCAUCAUAUUUGAAGCAGCACCACAGGAAACAAGAGGCAUUCCAUCAAAGAAGCCAGUUGCAGACUAUUUUCUCUGAAGUCUUGUGUAUUGAUUUCACCAAGUUAUAAUUCAAAGAACUCUGUGCAGUUGGACUGAAAACCCGCAGAGACCUAGCAAUGUCUGAACCAUGAGAUCAUUUUUCUUCUCUUUAUUUGUAAAUUCAACUCCGCUCAUUUAUUCAGUCCUCGUGUAAGUUUAUUCUAAAGAUGAUAUGUUGGAACUUUUUUUUUUCUGAAAAAAAUUCAUAUAGGUUUCACAAUUUGUAGUGUGAUCUCUCGUAAGCUGUAUUCACACUUCUUUUCACUUUGGUCUUUUUUUUUUAAAUCUAAUGUCUGUAGGUCUUUUUUUUUUUUUAUCUGUCUGUAGGUUUAUCAAUUUUGAUAUUGAGAUAAAGUUUUUGUAUUGGUGUUUUUGCUAAA